Molecule: messenger RNA, 1297 nt
Organism: Sesamum indicum (sesame)
Lineage: Eukaryota; Viridiplantae; Streptophyta; Magnoliopsida; Lamiales; Pedaliaceae
Product: protein MKS1
Cellular component (GO): nucleus
Source: RefSeq, a predicted model, not a curated record
UUAAUAAUUUCUAACAUAUAUAUUAUCCCAAUACUUCAUUGACUAGAAUCGCUUACAUUUUUAUUUCCUUCUUAGCAUCAUCACCUAAAAUCAAUUAGUACAACCAUUUAUUGUCACCACCAAACCACCUGCAUCUCCAUCCAUCUUCCUCUCACCGUCUCCACCGCCAUGGACAUGCUGGACAACCCUUCAGGCCGGUCUCCGAAGCGGGAGCUCCAAGGGCCCCGCCCCACCCCGCUUAAAGUACGUAAAGACUCCCACAAGAUCAGAAAACCCCCGGUGGCGCCGCCUCCAGCAGCUCAACCCUACCACCACACCCACGCGCCCCCACGGCCGCCGGUCAUAAUAUACACAGUCUCCCCUAAGAUAAUACAUGCAAACCCUAAUGAGUUCAUGUCACUAGUGCAACGCUUGACCGGCCCAAACUCGACAUGCACCCCAUCUACCAAUUCACUCACAACCUCAUCUUCUUCGUCAGCCUUCGCUUUCCCGGACAAGGGCGGCGCAAUAUCUCCGGCCGCCCGGUUCGCCUCCAUUGAGAAAACAAAGUCGCCGGACGGAAUCAGGAAAACAGUACAGGUUCUUGAUCAAAGUAUAGGAAUAGUUGAAGGCAUAGAAAUUAGACCAGAUAUCCAGAGGACGGCAGGCCAAUUCCCAGGAAUCCUAUCUCCAAAUCCCAACACUCUUCCUCCAAUUCCACCUAAUUUUUUCUCCCCACCAUCGGAAAAUUACAAUCCCUUAAACUUUUUCCAUGACCUGAGCCCUGUGCUCCAUAGCAACAGAAACUAUAACUAUAAUCUAGACAUCUUGCCAAGUCCAUCCACGUUCAUAAUUUCACCUCAAAUCAACAUGCCUUCACCAAAUACCUUAGAUCUUUUCCAUAGUUUAUUUGACCUUUAGCCCCCUGUAUACCUGUAGACAGAAAUGGGUAGCUGUGGACUCAUCCAGCUUCAAUGGUGAGCAAGAAAGGGACUAAAUUGGAAUUUGAAGCAAGUGGCACUGCCUUCCCAUUCAGGGUAUUUAAUUCUUUUUCUUUUUUCUUCUCUUUACAGUUGAAAAUUUUUAAUUUUUGUGGGCCUUAUGAAACAGGGUCAAAUAUUAUUUUCGGCUCUUAAUUGGUAGUUUAAUUAUGAUCACACUAUAUUUUUUGUCAUGAUGUAUAUACAUAUAUAUAUAUAUAUAUAGCCUCUCAGAGCCUGGAAUUUCUAGACCAGAGAUACUAACUGAUGAAGAUUUUGCCGGUUUCUUCUUGUUUGUUUGCUCAUUUGUAAAUGUGUUCAUCACUUAGUCAAAGUUG